CUCAGCUGCCAGAUUUAAGGAUCAGUAUCAGCAAAAUAAAUUGCUCCUUUGGGGGUACCAGGUACAAGGGCAUAAGUACUCGUAGCUGCGAACUACUGGGAUCCGGUAGUAUCCAUCGUGCAGUACAACUGUUCCAGUACCGUACCUACUAAGUACCGUACAGACCAAUACCGUAGAAUGGCUCACUGGAAAAAGCUGAGCUGUCCGGAAAAGAACACAUACAUGCAUCAUGCAUGAAGGCAAACACCAAGACACGCUGUCAUCUCUGGUCUGUGGUGCACGCAAGUUUGACCACUCACAGCACCGAGCACUGAGUAGCUGAGCUCUAGCUGGCAGAAUUUUCACCACUAUCGCUGCUGAAUGUCGCUCCAAUAGAUCUGAAAACUGAAAACUCUCUCUUUCCGUCUUUUAAAAACAUCGCAGCCCAUUAUCGCAUUCAUCAACUACUGGACUAACUGAAGUGUGCAACAUGGGAGCAUCCAACUCCAAACUAGAGGAUCUGUCGGUGGAAGAUAUCUGCGAGUAUGUUACCCAGCUCGGUAGCAAGUACAAGAGCUAUGGAGAAGCCAUCAAUUCGAAUGCUCUCGAUGGAGAGAUCUUGGCUUCCAUGGAGCUGGACGAGGAAAUGAAAGAGACGAUGGAGUGCCUAGAAAUUACCAACUUUUUGCAUCAACGCGUGCUAUUGAAAAAGUGGCGCAAGGCCAAAGAGGUAACGGGAGAGAACGCCCCGGAAGGAAAGUCUCUUCCAUCAGCCGCCGGCGUCAAACCAGAGCUCGCGAGAAGCUCUACGACCUUUUCCGCACAAACAGACGCGUCAGAAAUCACUUUGGACACGGCCAUGUCAACGGCAGUUUCCUCCUCCAACUAUACCAGACGCAUGGAAGAUCAGCAAGAUGAGGAUGAGCGUUACUGGGGCCCGCCAUGUCCGCCCGCUCCUGUACCCGUCGGUCUCGUUGUCAGUGUGGAGCAGCAGCAGCUUGUGGAUACUUUUAGCCUGCCGAAAUCGGAGGACCUCCUACCGGCUGAUUCUCAAGACCUGCACCCCUUUCGGAGGAUUGCUGAGCAAUGCCUUGGGGAUAUGAGAUCCAGUGUAGCAGAGGUCAACCUCCUGGAUACCACCCAUUUUGAGGACAAGAGCGGCAUGAAUAAUCUUGCAGUUGUGUGGCCAGGUCAAGAGACACCAGUCAGAAUGCAUUUUGAUAAACCCGGAGAUUGGGACGCCUGUAGGCGAUUCAUCUUGGGGUCUGAUGAGGACUUUUACAUGGAGGAUUGCGCCAAGGAAAUUGCACAAGAACUUGGCUUCAAAGAACCUGCGCGGUACUAUGGAUAUGUCGUAAGACAAAAUGGUGUACGAGUCGGAACUGUGUGCACUGUCGUAGAGCUCACUAAGAGCGAAGAAACGUCUCAUCAAGAAAAGGUGGACAUUUUGAAGUUCUGCGCCACAGCCGCAGAACGACAGAUCGAAAGACGUCGCGUCUUGUUGGAGCGGACGCAGCAUUUGGCACAAGGCAUCGAUCAACUGAAGAAGUCGGGUGUGGAUCAAGUUGUCGAACCUCCUUUUGGACCUGUUAAAGCUGUCAUGGCUUCUCAUCUGGCAGACCGAGACACCCUGUUUCCUUAUCCAACAGAACCAGAGACACAUCAGCCCUACAAUGGGAGCCCGACCUUGCCUCAUUUCUCAAGGAGAAGCGCCCACAUGCCCUCGUAUUCGAAUGCGCUGCAGGCCGACGCAGCGCAGCGAAUGCACCUCUCCUACUCGACGUCCCAGGUUGAUCCAAUCGCGAAAAAUGACAUGCAACGAACGGCCCAGAUGAAUUCUAUGAAGCUGAUGCAAAUGGAUCCUCUGUCCGAAGAAGCCAAGGUCAUCCAGAAGCUGGUAGACAUGACAGGAGCUCUUUUUGGAGCAGAGUACGCUUUCGUGUCUUUCCUCGACCACCAACACUUCUACGAACUGUUUCCUACUUUUCCUCAGGGAGAAAAGGCUGUAUCUGCCAAGUUUCGUUCCUUUUUGAACGAUACUUGUGAGCCUUUGCGACGACACCCAAUGACCGGGGAAACUUUUGUUUAUCGAGCGAGUCGGUCAGGUGCACUGUGUAACUACACCGUGAUGGAUCCAAGUCCACAGCAUCAAUGUUUUGUCGUUCACGAUGUCGCUCGAGACGAAUCGUUGGUGUAUCAAAAGGAGCAAUAUGAUAUUGGGUUUUACAGUGGUGCCCCCAUCAUUGUGAGAGGACAUGCCGUGGCCGGUCUUUGCAUGGUUGCCAUGCAAGCAAAGAGGAACUUCAGUCGGUCCCAAGAAGCCCAACAAGAACACCUAGCCCGGUUGAUCGGACAGCAGCUAGAGACAUGGGCACUUGGACAAGAGGUCAGAAAGCUUGAAAAUCAUCGGUCGCUGUUGCUGACCGACAACACCCAAAGCCAGGCGCUGUCACGAAUGCCGUCCAACCGACCGGAAGGGCACGCGGCUCUGGUUUUCACAAGUGUCGAGGGCGUCGAUGCGUUGCGAAUAUGCAAUGGUCUCGAGAGGGCUCUUCUCCUUCACGAUCAUGUAGUGCGGAGCAAGCUGGUCGAAAACGGUGGAUACGAGGUUAUGAGGGAAGCGGACGGUUCGUUCCAACUGGCUUUCAUGGACGUUGUGGACGCCGUGAACUUCGCCCUGCAAACCCAAGAGGCACUAUUCCAGGCGCCGUGGGAUGAGGACAUCCUCGCUCAGCCGGAGGCAAGGGCGGAUUGCUCCAAGUCCUUUCGUGGCCUGCGCGUGAAGAUGGCUGUUCAUAGUGGCGAUGUGGAACUAGCAUGUGAGGCACUAUCUGGCAGGGUCUCUUAUACCGGCGAGACAUUCCACAUUGGCAAGUGCUUGGGAAGCAUGGGCCACGGCGGGCAGAUCCUUGUGACGUCGGAUGUUUGGGAUAUUGCUUCCCAUUUAGUCUCAAGUACUCUGGGCUCGCCUCAAGUUCUUGACCUGGGUUGCCAUGUGAUGGCUUCAGGAAGCAGCGACAUACAUGACGGUGUCACUAUUCAGAAUAUUAUCCAAUUGGUACCGAGCUCUCUGGCGCAUGAUUACGUUGAAAACCGGCGACUGCUGACCGGAGAACGGUGCGCUGCGGCAACAGUUGGGCGUGUAUUCCCAGCUAUCAAGACGACGAAAGCGGUCAGUGCUUCCUUUCAUGAUGCGCCGUGUUCCAGUAACAAUAUUUCGAUCGUGUCGGUGAAUACUAGCGAGGUACAAGCAAUUGCAGACGAUUCAAGCCUUGUGCUUGCAGCCCUUUCGAAGACCAUUGAUACCGUCCUGAAAGAGAACUUCGAAGGAGGAUAUCAAUGCAAGGACUUCCUGGUAGCGUUUCACGCAGUUUCUGAUGCAGUACGCUUCGCGUUGAAGAUUCAGGAUAAGCUUGAGAAGGAAAAUGUUCUCGAUGUUUGCUUGAAGAACAAGGUCAGGAUUGGAAUCCAGGAGGGAGUCUUCGAAAGCAUGGGACCUAAUCCCGUGACUGGGAGGGCUGAAUACUUCGGAGCUGUUUCUCAGUAUGCUUCGCUUGUUGCCGAAGCCGCAUCCCCGGGGUGUGUUUAUUUGGGCAAGGCAGGUUCAGACCUUGACGCCUUCCUUCAACCUGUCACCAGUGGUUUCAUGCUGGACUUCACUGGUCGGAGGUCCUUCCAAGGGGUAGACGAGGAGUUCAUUCUGUACAAGUGCCAACCAUGCAGGUCCUGGUAUGAUUCAAUGAUGGACAAACGGGCAGGACGCAGGUCCCUCCAGGCGCCUUGGCGAGAUUAUUACUAGCGAGAGGACUUGGCUUGACCUGCGUCCUUCUUGGAUGCGCCCCCCUUGCGUUGGCGGCUAUGACUUUCAUCUUGUUUUUCGGCUAGAUUUGAAUGCAGUACAUGUAAAUAUGCUACAUUAGACUACAUUAUUAGCUAUGU
Seminavis robusta is the source of this 3918-nucleotide messenger RNA. NCBI's taxonomy places the organism in Eukaryota, Bacillariophyta, Bacillariophyceae, Naviculales, Naviculaceae. The record is from the annotation of a GenBank genome assembly.